UUCGAGGAAGGGAAGAGAGUGGGAGUCGUGGGCAGGACGGGAAGUGGGAAAACGACGUUGAUCAGUGCUUUGUUUCAUCUGGUUGAGCCUCACAGCGGGCGUAUCCUGGUAGAUGGACUUGAUAUAUGCUGCAUUGGGCUUAGAGAUUUGAGGCUGAAACUCAGCAUUAUUCCUCAAGAGCCAACGCUGUUUAGGGGAAGUGUUAGAACAAAUCUUGAUCCAUUAGGCCUUUACUCUGAUGAUGAGAUAUGGAAGGCACUUGAAAAAUGCCAACUGAAGUCAACAAUCAGUGGAAUGCCAAACUUGCUGGAGUCUUCUGUGAGUGAUGAAGGGGAGAACUGGAGCAUGGGGUAAAGGCAGCUCUUCUGCCUUGGAAGGGUGCUUCUGAAGAGGAACAAGAUCUUAGUUCCAGACGAGGCCACCGCCUCCAUUGACUCCAACACAGAUGCCGUUUUGCAGAAGAUAAUAAGGGAGGAAUUUGCUGAGUGUACCGUGAUAACUGUGGCGCAUCGAGUUCCAACUGUCAUAGACAGUGAUAUGGUGAUG
Salvia miltiorrhiza (redroot sage) is the source of this 546-nucleotide messenger RNA. Its product is annotated as ABC transporter C family member 8-like. Gene Ontology annotation, cellular component: plant-type vacuole; vacuolar membrane. Gene Ontology annotation, biological process: transmembrane transport. The annotation marks the transcript as partial. Gene Ontology annotation, molecular function: ATP hydrolysis activity; ATP binding; ATPase-coupled transmembrane transporter activity. Lineage: Eukaryota; Viridiplantae; Streptophyta; Magnoliopsida; Lamiales; Lamiaceae. The transcript has 3 exons. The record is from RefSeq and is a predicted model, not a curated record.